GCGUUCCUCACCUACUGUGCCAGAGACUCUGCCAUCAAAGCCCAGACAGCACUGCACGAACAGAAGACUUUGCCAGGGAUGGCGCGCCCGAUUCAGGUGAAACCCGCAGACAGCGAGAGCCGUGGAGGGGACAGGAAGCUCUUUGUGGGCAUGUUAAAUAAGCAGCAAUCUGAGGAGGACGUACUCCGGCUCUUUGAACCCUUUGGGGUCAUUGAUGAAUGUACGGUGCUCCGUGGACCCGAUGGUAACAGCAAAGGCUGUGCUUUUGUAAAGUUUUCAUCCCACACAGAGGCUCAGGCAGCAAUCCACGCACUCCAUGGCAGCCAAACAAUGCCCGGCGCCUCCUCCAGUCUAGUGGUGAAGUUUGCUGACACAGAUAAAGAGAGGACCCUCCGUCGUAUGCAGCAAAUGGUGGGGCAGCUGGGGAUAUUCACUCCAUCUCUCACCUUGCCGUUCAGCCCAUACAGCGCCUAUGCGCAGGCUCUGAUGCAGCAGCAGACAACGGUUCUCUCCACCUCCCAUGGCAGCUACCUGAGCCCCGGCGUCGCCUUUUCCCCUUGCCACAUCCAACAGAUCGGUGCCGUCAGUCUCAAUGGGCUGCCAGCCACUCCGAUUGCUCCAACAUCAGGGCUACAUUCACCUCCUCUCCUGGGAACAGCAGCCAUGCCAGGACUGGUAGCACCCAUUUCAAAUGGAUUCACUGGAGUGGUGCCAUUCCCAAAUGGCCAUCCGACCUUGGACACAGUUUACACCAAUGGCCUUGUGCCAUACUCAGCCCAGAGCCCUUCAGUAGCAGAAACUUUGCACCCAGCCUUUUCAGGAGUUCAGCAGUACGCAGCUGUGUAUCCAACCACCACCAUCACUCCAAUUGCUCAGAGCAUUCCUCAGCCACCUCCCAUCCUGCAGCAGCAGCAACGAGAAGGUCCUGAAGGCUGCAAUCUCUUCAUCUACCAUCUCCCUCAGGAGUUCGGAGACAAUGAAUUGAUGCAGAUGUUCCUGCCCUUUGGCAAUAUCAUCUCCUCCAAGGUGUUCAUGGAUCGUGCCACCAACCAGAGCAAGUGUUUUGGUUUUGUAAGCUUUGACAACCCAUCCAGCGCACAGACUGCUAUCCAGGCCAUGAACGGCUUCCAGAUUGGCAUGAAACGUUUGAAGGUCCAGUUAAAACGACCCAAGGAUGCCAACCAUCCCUACUGACAGCAGCAAGCAAGCAGGAAUCACUUCUGCAGCACAGGUGAGGGGAAAGUCCAGAGGAAGAAUUUCUGCUUCAGGUUGAUUUACAGCGGCCAGUAAAUUUAUGAACUCUUUUGACAUCACCCCUUUCCUUCCCUCCCUCUCUGCUCCUCACCUACCCACCCCAUCUGCCUUCAGCCCUCCUCCUCAAAAACAUGAAAUUGACGAGAAGGCUCAAUAUCUGCCCAGCAGGAAGAUUCUUGCCAGGAUGGACUCACGUAUUUGCUGCUAAUGUGGUGCAUAGCAAAGGGACCAGAAAACCAGCAGACCCUGGGGACCUGAAGCUCUUCCUCUCGGGGUAUGCCUGGAGUACACAGACCAAGAAAAUCUACUAGUGUGUCUCUAGGUUACCGCAGUGAUGUACAGGACCUUAGCCACCCCCACCCCAUCUUCUGUCCCUUUCAUAGAUAAAUAUAAAUAUAUAUAUACAGUCUCUAUUUUUUUUUAAAGUGACUCACAGGACCAAACUUUUCCAUUCAGAGACUGACUCCGUGCAAGAGGGGUUGGAAGCAAAGGGUUUACCUCUGCAACAGUGUCUCCUCAACAGGCACUGCAAAUAGGCCUGAACAUUUUGAGAGGAUGGACAAAGAGCAAGGGAGAGCACACCUCUCUGCUCAAUGUUAGCAAGAAGCAAGGAGAAAGAGAACUACAUACCUCCAGGAUUAGGGCACAGCCAGCUACUCAGCUCAAGAGUCACUCACCCACCAACCUUAGCACCAGCUUGGUUAAGGAUCUCAGCAGCUCUCAGUCUUAAUCUUCCAAGGGCUUCUGCAGACCAAGCUCCUGGAAUUUGGUGCCAAAGCCUAUCCUGAACACUCCCGGAUUAGGCUGAAAGCACAGAAAGUCCCUUUACCUACAGGAACUGUACUGCCUCCGCAUGCAUGGCACAGACCCGUGUUUCAUAGCUCUCCAUGGUAACAGGGAAAUGUCUUGAUCAAGGCAAGAGAAGAUGAGAGAGUGUGAGCAAACGCCAUCUCCAAAACAGUGACAGAAGCCUCCCAGGGGCUACACACUGCCUCCACAUGUCGGAAAUAACCUAAAGCUGGUUAGCAAGCAUUUCCAAUCUCCAAACCAAAUAGGACAUUUUCUCCUGCAGAAUUUAACAAGGGGGACUCGCUUCUUAUACCCUCCGUAAAGCUUUUCCAAGCAGACACAAGGAGGAUAGUAUGAUGAAAGAGGGUUUUCGUUCUGUUUUUUUCUUCCACCUCCCCAUCCAAAGGGCAGAUUAUACAGUAUGCAGCAUAUAUAGCUAUAGAUAUAUAUACAUACACUUAAGCACAGAACAUAGUUCAGAGCUUGAUUUAAGAUCCCCAGAGUGGGGGGUCUUUCUGACAAGGCGCAUCCAUUUAACAACUUGAAACAGUCUCUAAGUUUCUACCAAAAUAUGGAAAAAAGAAAAAUCUUCUGAAUAAUUAGUUUCGAUCUUUCAGAGUUUGAUAAGGUACCAAGAACAUUCCUCUGUGUGUGUGUGCGCGUGUGUGUAUGGGAUCAAACAUGAACAGAGGGUUGGCGGAGAAAGGUUGAUGCAACUGAUACUAAGGAGAAAUCUGAGGACUUCAGAGGACAUCAGCCACUUCUCAUCCUCCUCCAGUUUCCCUUUGUGCAGAUGUCUGUGACCCAGUCCCUUAAGUACAUUCACAUCUCCUCAACCACCCCUCUGUCUCUGAUGCUGAGAGUUUAUGAGAUGGAUGAAGCAGUGGAAGUCUGUGUGUUUCUAUAGUCCAUGUUUACUGAUUGUAAAUACCAUUUUUAUACUUAACAUCUAUUAUGUACGUGAUUUGUAUAAUGUACUUUAUUUCUGCUACAAGUAAUUUCAUGAAGUUUAAACUUAAUCUAAUUUUGAACAAAAAAGAAAAUGACCAACAAAUGCAAAAUGGGAAAAAAAGGACUUUGGAAAUUCUAGGUUAAGCUGGUUUAAAAUAAGCAUUUACAAUCAGUUUCUUCCAUCACAGUUACUGAUGUGACUGUACAAUGUUACAGGUGAGAUACAAGCUUCGUCAAUGUCAAAUUCCUCGCUCUGGUCUAAAAAAAUCUUAAAUUUAUUUAAUAAAAGUUUUACUUGCUAAGUAA
Messenger RNA from Struthio camelus australis, 3300 nucleotides. Lineage: Eukaryota; Metazoa; Chordata; Aves; Struthioniformes; Struthionidae. The record is from RefSeq and is a predicted model, not a curated record.